This is a messenger RNA of Anopheles funestus (African malaria mosquito), 639 nucleotides long. RefSeq names its product zinc finger protein 593 homolog. Bases 126 to 614 code for a protein of 162 amino acids. The record is from RefSeq and is a predicted model, not a curated record. Gene Ontology annotation, molecular function: nucleic acid binding; zinc ion binding. Lineage: Eukaryota; Metazoa; Arthropoda; Insecta; Diptera; Culicidae. The transcript has a single exon.
AACACCACGAGGCAAAAUCAAAAUAAAACCGAUGGUUUGUUUUCUUCUCGGUGUAAGGCAGGAAAGUUACAAUUAAAAUUUAGGAAUUAGAACAAACUACGCUACAGCACACACUAAACAACAAAAUGCCGUACGCAAGAAAGAAAAUGCACAGUGGAGACACACAUCUACGGCGCCGGUGGCGGCUGAGAAACCGGCGAAAGGAUCUGGAUGAAAUCGAUGCAGAUUUGAAGGCUGAACCGGAAAAGCUGUUGCAGCAGGAGAUCGAUCUGGACAAGCCGGGAUUCGGACAAUUUUACUGCAUACACUGUGCUACGUACUACAUCAACGAUCAAGCACUCCAAGCGCACUUUCGCACGAAAGUGCAUAAGCGUCGUCUGAAGGCUCUUGAAAUUGAACCUUACACUGUUGAGGAUUCGUUACGAGCGGCAGGACACGGUAGUUUCAUACAGCCCCAGAAGCGCAAGAUGGAAACACAGCCUUGCCUAGCGGAUGUGGAAGCGGGAAAACGAAUCAAGGUAGACACGGUGAUGGAAGAUGAGAAACCUGCCAAGCGAGAGUUAUCGAAAUCCAAAACGUUUACCGAUUACAAGAAGCUGCUGGAAGAACUUUGAAUAAAUGGCGCAGUAAAUGGAGAAA